Molecule: messenger RNA, 825 nt
Organism: Aspergillus clavatus NRRL 1
Lineage: Eukaryota; Fungi; Ascomycota; Eurotiomycetes; Eurotiales; Aspergillaceae
Exons: 3
Coding region: 1-825 (274 amino acids)
Source: RefSeq, a predicted model, not a curated record
AUGAACAGCAAGCAGGGAGAUCCUGAGUGCAUCACUCCAUCUGCUUCUCACAUCCUCCAAAUGUUUGGUUUGGGAGUUUCAAAGCGAGCUCGCAACGAGUCUGACAGCGAGGAUGAGGGACCUUACCGGCCACGCCGACGCACUCAAGAGAUGCCAUUGCGAGGUGGCAGUCAAGUGCAAACGGACAAUGAACCCCAAGACCCUGGAGUUGACGCUUCAGAUAUGCCCAUCGCUCCUGAUACCCCUACCGAACUCCAGAAAAGAUACCAGAACUUACCUCCUGUGCGCAAGCUGGACUGGCAACUAGACAGCAAGGGCAAGCAUAUUCGGAAGCCGUUAAAAACCAGUCUGACGUUGACAGCCGCAUUUGCUCACACUCGAGAGACUGAAGCUUCUUCUCCUUGUAACCCUUGCAAGGAGGGUAGAGAGAAGCACCACGUUCGCAAUACCACGGAUACAUCUUUCGUUUCUGGAGACGUCGCGCCCACCUCUACCGACAACUCUAGAGCUGAAGCAAGUCAGAAGCCAGAGAAGCAAAGCAGCUCUGUUACUCAGGACAAGCCAGUUGUUCAAACCCAAGCACCCUCGGCUCCCCCAAAAGAUGAGCCCCAAAAUCAGCCUUCUCUCAAUCAAAUUUUGGCGAGAAACUCUCCACUUGAUGGCAGGGUCAUACCGUUCCCUCUGGGUCCGGAGACUAUUGACAACCUGCCCUUGUUGGAGCAAGCCAUCAAAGAUUUGACUGGGCAUCUGGAAACAAUCAAUAGAAGGGUUCAGCAAUUGGAGGAUAGACAGCGUCUAGCAAUGAACCCUUGGGAGCUGGUUUGA